GUGGCAGGGUCAUGAAGAGGCGGUGGCGGGAGAGAGGAGGAGGCGGCGGGGGCGCGAAACUGCGGUAGCCGCCCGCUGGGCUGGUGGUGUGGCUUUGUGGGGAGGGCGGACGUCCUAACCCCCUCUUGGGCAGCGGCCGGGGCUCCGGGCUGAGCGCGGCGGUGCAGCCGCCGCCCCGGGCCCCCUGGCUCCGCCAUGUUCCGCAGGGCACGCCUAAGCGUGAAGCCGAAUGUCAGGCCUGGAGUAGGCGCCAGGAGCUCUACCGCUCCCAAUCCGCAGCGUGGUCAGGAGUCUCCCAGGCCGCCGGAGCCCGCAGCCGAGUCCGCUCCGAAGCCGGCGGAGCACACCGAUGUGCCUGCGGUGGAUUCCGGAGGAGCCGAGCCCUCCGGCAAGGCUCCCGGGAGCAGUGAUGAAAAGACUGGUAGUGAAAAUAAUGUUGAAGAAUCCAAUAAAUCAUCCUCUACUGUUUCACAGAGAAGAAAGCGAUUAUCAAGUACUUCUAGUCUGGCUAAACCUAGCGUCAGUGUUCCUCCACAGUCUCAUCCCUUAGGUACCAUUAAUCAAGGCACUCCACAGUCAAAUCCCGUUCCAACAAAAGAGAAACUGCCAUGUUCAGACAGAUACCGAAUCUAUAAAGCCCAGAAACUCAGAGAAAUGUUAAAAGAAGAACUGAGAAAAGAGAAGAAACAAUGGAAAAACAAAUAUGCCAUAAAUGAAAGUCAGAGGCCACUAGAUCGUUCAAAAAUGACUAUGAGAGACUUCAUAUAUUACUUGCCAGAUAAUAAUCCAAUGACUUCUUCAUUGGAACAAGAAAAGAAAAUUGAAAAGUCGUCAACUCCAGUCCAGACAAGAGAUAGGCAAGAAAAUAAGAGUACUCUUGAUGCUAAUGAUAAUGAGGAAAUGGAAGAAGAGUCAGAUGAUGGGCCAUUGCUAGUUCCUCGAGUAAAAGUGGCAGAAGAUGGCUCUAUUAUUUUGGAUGAAGAGAGUUUAACUGUAGAAGUUUUAAGAACAAAAGGCCCCUGUGUUGUUGAGGAAAAUGACCCUAUAUUUGAGCGUGGCUCCACAACUACAUAUUCCAGCUUUAGGAAAAACUAUUAUUCUAAACCAUGGUCAAAUAAAGAAACGGAUAUGUUUUUCUUAGCCAUCAGCAUGGUAGGAACUGACUUUUCUAUGAUUGGACAACUUUUUCCUCACAGAGCAAGGAUAGAAAUUAAGAAUAAAUUUAAGCGUGAAGAAAAAACAAAUGGAUGGAGAAUAGACAAAGCAUUCCAGGAAAAACGCCCUUUUGACUUCGAUUUUUUUGCUCAUUUGCUUCAGAAAGUUCUUGCUGAGGAAGAGAAAAGAAAACAAAAAUCCGUUAAAAAUCAGAGUGUAAAGGAGAAGUCCUUCAAACCACGGAGAAAUGUGAAAGUGAAAAAAGUUACUAGGGAAGGAGUGAAUGAUGAUCCAGAUGAGUCAGUGAGUACUAAAAUUUCAGACACAGAAAGAUCUCAAAAUGAUGCUCAGAUAGUUGAAGAAGAGGAAUCUCUGAUUUCAUCAGGACAGGAUGCAGGACAAGUUGCAUUAGAACAAGAUCAAAAUCAAAACAAAAGGAGAAAGAAGAAUCAAGAUGAAGCUAAUGGACAGGAAGCAAAAAAUCUUUUAGGAAGUGCCACUCUUCAGUCAGGUCCUUCUGAAGGAGAAAAACACAAGGAUAAUUCUCAGCCUUUAAUGCUUGAGGCAAAUGAAGGUGAAUGCAAUAAAGAAGAGAUGCUUUCCUGUACGGAGAACACAGAUGACAUUGUGCAGUUAGCUUCUAGUGCUGAACAUGACAAGAAACCUGACCCUAUCAUUUCAGCAAGUAAUCAACAAGAUACCAUGCCAGCAACUACUGAGUCUCUAGGAUCAAUGAGCACUUCAGGUUUACUUUCAUCAGAAGCUGAAAUUGCAGCAUUGUGUGAAGUGAGUAAUGCUGAGAGUGGUGGUACAGAAGAAAGAAAUGAUGACCUAAAGAAUAAAUCAGUGGUAACCGAUCAAGCACAAAAUUCCAAACUGAAUUUGAGAGGUCGGCUCCAGAGACCUAAACCUAAUCUUUCAAGAGCAGCUGGGAAGAAAUCUGGCAAAACACAUGCAGAGAGCAAGAGUUUACAUUCAGAAACUCCUGUUGAAGAGAAUCACAUGGAAAAGGGGAAAAUGAAUACCUCUGACAGUUCUGGAAUGGAGCAUAUAGAAAGAGAGAACCCAGAAGCUGAAACUGGAUCUAAUUUGGGUGAAAAAACUUGUUUCCAGGAAAAUAAUCAACCAAAGGCUUUUAGAUGUGCACGACUAACGAGGGGCCGAAUGCAAAGACCAAAGCCAAAUGUAGUGAAAGCUACAGAAAGAAAAGAUGUGAUGAUAUCACAGGAAAAAAUUGGGGCCACUGUAGAGAAGAAUGAAAAUGAAUCCUGUGUUGAUAGAGAUAUUCCUCAACAAAUGGAAGAUCAGUCAUGUAAGAAUUUCCAGUGUGAAGAUAUAUCACAGCCUGAGAAAAAAGAUCCUUCAUUUCAAAACGUGCAGCCAGAUGAGCCCACGGUUCUUAAUGAAUGUGUAAGCAUUCAAGAGGAGAAUGCAGCAAAUAUCCUCAAACAAUUUCCAGUUUUAAGGACUCGAUUUAAGAAACUAAAACCAAAUAUAGGAAGAGGAAGUACAAGAAAAGCAAUUUCCUCAAAGGAAAAGGUACCAGAGGAGAUUCCUGCUCCUGGGGAAAUGACAACAACUUUGAGUGAAAUCCUAAUACUAGACACCUCAUCAAUGGAGAAGGUGCCAAAUACAACUACUACUACUAAGGAAUUGGACUCAGAUUUCAAAGGAGGUGGGAGGAGUGACAUUUCUCUCAAAGAGAGGAUGCCGGAAAUGACUGAUGUCACUGUGGAAAUGGAGACAGAUGUGAAGUCAACUGGCAAAAAUAUUUCUUCAAGGGAGAAGAUGCCAGAGUUGAUUGAUACCACUGAAGAGAUUGACACAGAUUUGGAAGAAACUAGAGAAGUAUCCCCACAAGAAAAUGGCCCAGAGAAGGUCAAACCUAUAAUUGAAAUGAAGACAGAUUUGAAAGAAAUUGGAAGAGGGAGAACACCAGGGAUGAUUGAUAGCACUGAAGAAAGUGAGACAGAUUUAGAAGAAACUAAAGGAAGAGAAAUCCCUGUAUUGCCUCAGGCUCCAGAGGAGGGUAAAACUAUAGGUGAAAUGGAAAUAUAUUCGAAAGGGAUUAUAGGAGAAAAGUCCUAUAAAGAAGAGAUAUUAGUAGAUGUCAGUGCCAUAGGGGAGAGGGAGAUGGAUUUGAAAGAAACUGGAAAAACAGACAUUUCCCUGGUGGAGACAGUGUCAGGAGAAAUGAUUGCCACUGAGGAAACCAAAGCAGAUUUAAAAGAAACAGGUAGAGAAGUUUCUCUCUCCUGGGACAGAGUAUCUGGAGAUACUGAUAUUUCUGAGGGAAUGGUGGCAGAUUUGGAGAGACCUGGAAAUGUAGACAUUUGUCUAAGGGAAAAUGAAGCAGAGGAAUCUGGUACCUCCAGGCAAACUGAAACAAAUACCAUGCAGAGUGGUAGUGGAAACUGCAAUCCUAGUCCUGCUCAGGAUAUGAAAAACACGAGUAGUGAAGUAGUAUUGGUGAUGUAUGCCUCUAUAGAAGAGAAAGAAGAUUCUGAAAAGGAAGCGUCAAGUCACUUAAGUCAACUGAAGACUUCUUCACAGAAUUCUGUACUCUGUGAAGCAGAAGACCAGCUGGUGCAACCUCCACAUGUUCCAGAGCAGCUUACAGAUACUAAUUUAAGCAAAUCUCUUCCUCAAGAACAGAAGCCAGUUGAGGUUAAAUCAGCACCUUUUGUGAGAAGUCGAUUUAAAAGACCAAAACCAAACUUGGCAAGAGCAACUUUAAAGCGAGAGACUACAGGAGCAGGAAAACAUGCGCCUGAGAAGAAAUCAGAAGUGGAUGAAGUGGAGGCCAUUGUGAUACAGCAGGGCAGUGAACAAACUAGCACUCUCUCUUCCCAGCAUGAUGUGGGUUCCUUAUUGAUAUCAAGAGAAAAAGAAAAAUCAAAUCAUCAGGAGGAGGAAGCCGUGAUACUACCAUGUAUACACAAUGAAAAGGACCCUUCACCUUCACAUUCUUAUGAACCCAAGGGGGAGUUGCAGUUAACACAAAACCAGGAAAAUGACUUAGUUGUUUCUGUGGGGACUCAAAAGAUAAAUACUUUCCAACAAGAAACAAAGGAAAGUGUCCAAACAGCUCUACCACUAAGGGGCCGACUCCAAAGACCGAGACCAAAUGUACGAAGGGCUAGACAGCGGCAAAUAACAGAGAAAGGUGAAGCUGAAGGCAUAAUUAAUGAAGAACAAGUAAUACUGCAAAAAGAUGGAACUGACAAGAAAUCUCUGACUCUGUCCAAUUCUCAAAUUGAAAGUGAAAUUGAAGUUGUAUCCUCCAGAGUUUCAGAAUGUAGAGUGGAUGAAAAUCAAAGUCAUGUGGUUCCUGUAGAAAAACUCCCUGUUAACGCAGGAAAUGCUUUAGAUGAGAAAAUGAGUGCUGGGGUUCAAACUCAGGAAGUUGCAUCUCCUAUACAUGAAAAUAAACCAUAUGUUCCUAGUUCAGCACAAUUGAUAAGAAGGCAGUUCCAAAGGGCUAAGCCAGAUUUGGGAAAAGGACUCGGUAAGAAAGAGGAGCCAGGUAGAGAAAAAGGCACAACAGACCAGAGUGAGGCACGCCAACUAGAAGAGAAUUUGCUGCAGCAAGGUGAUUCUGACACCCAGCUCCUUCUAAAAGAAAAGGCUGAGAUUCUGACCUCUCUGGAGGGUUCAGUAAGAAAAGAUUGUGUAAAUUCCAAAGAGGCUGAUUUGACCAAAACAGAUGCUCAAUUAGAAGUUGUACCAUCGGGAAGUGUUGGAGAGGAAAUUGCAGGAGAUAAUUCUGUGUCUUCAGUGGUUGAAGAGCAGUAUCUCAGUAAAUUAACAAGCCGGCCACAAGUGUUGAAAGGAUCAAAUUACUCUAAAAUUGUUCCGGAUCGAAGAACAACUACCUUUUCUGUCUCUGAGUGUGAGACAGACCAUAGUGGAAAGAGAACACAUAGGAAGAUCAAACCAAAUGUCACCAAAGGGCGCGGAUCAAAGCGAAUUCGAGGUAAGACUGCUAAGAAGGAACCUAGAGCUUCCAAGUCCAUGCUGGUGACUCUGCGGGCUUCCCAGGAAGAGGAUGAAGAUGAUGCUGAAGAUUUUGAAUCUGAGUAUGAAGAAGAAACCUGUCAUCUUGCCCCAGAAGAAUUAAACAAAGCACCAGUGUUUGUACCUGUUGGUCUCAGAUCCCCCGAACCUGUUUCUGCUCAGAUUGAGGAAACAAUGGAAGAGCUUGAAAUAACCGUGAAUGUUGCAGACGAAGGAUGUGUAACUGUUGUUGAACAUCAGCUUUUAAACACAGAUAUGACUUUUCAGGAAGUGAAGCAAGAACAAAAUUUGAAUGUACCGUCAUUUGGAAUGACCUUAGGUGAACAGACCCAAGAUGAACCAGGUCCCAGUGACGGAAGCACUGAAGCUGCUAUAACCUUACUUACAAUGGGAGAGAUAGUAUUGCAGUCAGAGAUCAGUGCUGAGCAUGGGGAAGUAGGUGUAUGUGUUUUUCCUGAUGUUCAUUCGAAGGAUGAAAGUCAUAUGCGUUUUAGCCCAGAUAAUGUAAAUCAUAAAAUUAAUCAUGAAUAUCAGGAACUUUCUUCAUGUGUCAUUAGUACAUCUCCUGCAUCAUUUGAAGAAAACAAGAUUGUGUCGGAGGAACAAAGUACUGAAGAAGAAGUUGGUUUAAUGGAGGAAGUAAAGGAAAACUCUACAUCAACCAGGAAUGCAGCUUCCAAAGUGACCAAUAAUUUAAGAAUGAGAAGUCGAUUUAAGCCUGAGCCGAAUCUUGAGAUUUUAGGGACCAAUAGGUUUGAUGCUUAUCAAGAAGGUCCAGAUGGGAAAGAAGUGGAAAUUCAAGGAGAAACUGAGAAAGAUGCUUCCAAAGCAACAGAAUUGGAAGAUAAAAACCUUUGGCCAGUCACAACAGCAGAGAGUAAGGAGCAGAACCAGUUGGCGUGUGUACAUGAUAUCAGAGGGACCAGUAUUUCACAAGAAGCAAACCUAACUGAAAGAAAUGAAGAUCAAGAAGAGAGAUGUCAAGGGGUUCAGAUAUUGUCGGUUGUUCCAAUUGUUUCUUCUCAGGCAGGGCCCCACGUACUUGGUUCGAAUUGGGGUCUUGGUGAAAGUUCUCUUGAUGAGCCCCUGAGAAAGGACUGUAAAGGAGAUAGUGUGCUCACGCUUCAUAUGUCAGAGUGUUCAACAGCUAGUGUUCCCGAAGUUCAACAAGAGAAUGUAAUCGAUCCUCAAGACCUAGCAGGGAAUCUUUUUUCUAAUAUACAUCAAGAUGGAGAUGAUGAACAAGCAUUCAUUUUAACUCUGGUGGAAAUCCCAACCAGUGCAGCAGAAGAAUUCACUGAUGCCUCUGCACAGUUAAUGUCAAGCCCUCUACUGCCAGCUCCCAUAUUGGUCAAAUCUGGGAAUGUGGAAGAAAGGGGUGACAUGAGUGUGAGUUUGCCAGUAGCUUCAGUUGUUCAAGAUGCCAUGUGUUUAUCUAAUUAUGGAAGAGGUGAUUCUGAAAAGCCUCCUGAUAAUUUGGAUCUUAUAUCUAGGAAGAGACUUCACUGCAGGCUUGAUGAAAGUGACCAUGUUCCUCCUGCCAAAAAAUGUUUACUCCCUCCAAGUGCUGAUUGUCAAGAAUAUACCUCUGAGAUGUGUUCAAAGGAAUUAAAUGUUUUUGAGGAAACAGAGGAGUCUUUUAAGGAACAGGACAUUUUUCCCACUUCAGGAAGCACACGUGCAACUCCAGCACCUCAGAAAGAGCAACUGGAAUCAGCUUUGCAGAAUGUAGGAUCUAGAUCUCCUGAUAAAAUAAGAGAUCCAUCUAUAGAAAAGAACAUGCCUCAGUUGCCUCAGGAUGAGAUGGCUGUGUCUGACAAAGAAGAAAGAACUGAAGCUUUUUCUAAAUCUGAACAAGUGGAUAGUAGAACAUCAUCUUCAAAAACCCCACUAUCCAGACCUGGCAGAAGACCUCUGGGAUUUUUAUCUUUAAUAUGUUCAAAGAAUAAUUUGGAGUCUGAUGAAACUACUCAAGUCCAUAGUAAGAAGCGUCUAAAACCUGUUAUACCUGUAUCAAGACGAAAUUUGAAAAGAUCUAAUCCACUUAAUGAAAGCCAGAAAAAAAAUCAAGAGUUCUCUGAUCGGCCUCCAUCUCCAAGUGUUUCUAAUACUGAAUCUCAGAAUACUGCCGGUUCAGCAACUCAGGUGUCUAGUGAGCCGCCGUCCCUGAAAGAAAAACAUAAAAGUGGCCAAAAACGGGCACCUGAAGAGGAGCCAACCACAGUCUCUGAAUAUUUCUUUGGUGAUAUCUUCAUUGAAGUGGAUGAAACAGAGUGAAACAGUCUUUUGGAUUUAUUUUCUUUCUUUCUUUCUUUUUUUUAAGCUUGGGAUUUCCAAAGUGAAUUACAUUAACAAAGCAGUAUUUAGAAAAACGCAUCACUGCCUAUUUUUGUUUAGGUCAGUUUUGAAUAUUUAAUGAGUUUCAUUUGAAGCUUUUAUAAUCAGUGGCAAACAUUGCUGAGGUUCAUUUUGAUUGAUUCAGCAUUUUGGAAAUACCAUGCAAAUUAAGACUGCUUUCUCAGACAAAUAGCAACUCCUGUUUACAUUCUGACUCUUCCUGUGCUGAGCACAUGUGGACAUUUGGGAAUGCUGUGGGUAAAUGUCUGUCUAAAUCACAGUGCUGACAUAUUUGGAGCUUGAUUGUAUUUAGUGAACUUUUUUUAUAAAGGUUUUUUUUUUUUGGCCAGGAAUGGGGGGAUGGUAAAGGCCUUUUCAGUUGCCUCUAAGUAUAUGAAAGCAAGUUGUGAAAUUCCACUUUAGUAUGGUAAAGUUAAAAACUUUCCUAUUAUCUGCUAUUUGUGUGACUAAAAAAUAUGUAUUUUUCUAAUUCAUGGUGAUGUAACAUUACUCCUAACUGAAAAGGUGGUACUUAAACUU
Castor canadensis (American beaver) is the source of this 8049-nucleotide messenger RNA. RefSeq names its product BDP1 general transcription factor IIIB subunit (gene Bdp1). Lineage: Eukaryota; Metazoa; Chordata; Mammalia; Rodentia; Castoridae. The record is from RefSeq and is a predicted model, not a curated record. Gene Ontology annotation, biological process: RNA polymerase III preinitiation complex assembly. Gene Ontology annotation, cellular component: transcription factor TFIIIB complex. Gene Ontology annotation, molecular function: TFIIIC-class transcription factor complex binding.